AUGGCACUGAAGGGCCAAGGUGUUUUUGCGACUCACGACAUCGCCAAAGGCCUGCGCAUCGCUGAGGAUCCGGCCAUGAUGAUGUUCGACACGCGCGAGGAUGCCGCCUCGGAUGCGCAUGAGCUAUUCGCCGCACUAUCCCUCCUAGACAAGCAAAUGUUCACUCGCAUGUUUACCACAACUAUGUUUAAUACACGUUAUUAA
This is a messenger RNA of Anthostomella pinea, 204 nucleotides long. The record is from the annotation of a GenBank genome assembly. NCBI's taxonomy places the organism in Eukaryota, Fungi, Ascomycota, Sordariomycetes, Xylariales, Xylariaceae.